Molecule: messenger RNA, 1890 nt
Organism: Liolophura sinensis
Lineage: Eukaryota; Metazoa; Mollusca; Polyplacophora; Chitonida; Chitonidae
Exons: 15
Coding region: 1-1890 (629 amino acids)
Biological process (GO): transmembrane transport
Cellular component (GO): plasma membrane
Molecular function (GO): ATP binding; ABC-type transporter activity; ATP hydrolysis activity
Source: RefSeq, a predicted model, not a curated record
AUGGAAAAUAAGCAAUGCCUGAAAUUCAGCAAAGUCUCUGUCAAGCUGGGAGAGGCUCAGAUUCUUCACGAUGUGACCGGUUGUGCAAAAAGUGGCGAGGUUUUGGCUAUCAUGGGACCGAGUGGAUCCGGAAAGACGACCCUUCUCAACAGCAUCUCUGGACGAAUCAAAACAAACUCAGGUGAAAUAACUCUGGGAGAGGUUCAGUUGGAUAAGUUCAUCAGACGGCGCCUGAGCUAUGUCCUUCAGCAUGACAUAUUUUUUGCAAAUUUGACAAUGAGAGAAACUAUUUACUUCGCGGCAAUGCUAAAACUACCCAGUGAUAUGCCACGUGCGGAGAAGAUGAAAAGAAUUGAUGACGUUGUGGACGCUCUCAAAAUGAGGUCAUGCUUAGACACGGUUGUAGGCAGUGCCAUUGUCCGAGGUUUGUCCGGUGGAGAGAGGAAGAGAGUGAACAUAGCUUGUGAACUGGUGAUGAAUCCCGAUAUCCUGCUACUGGACGAGCCCACAUCAGGCCUCGACUCGUACACUGCCCACACUUUGAUGAUGCAACUGAAAGAAUAUGCCACUUCAUUGAAUAAAAUCAUCAUCACAACAAUUCAUCAACCUUCAAGUCAAAUCUUUUACUCCUUCAACAAACUGUUGCUAAUGGCCAAGGGUCAUGUUGUAUAUUUUGGCGAAGGAAAAGACGUUUUAUCGGCAUUUGAAAAGAUUGGAUUUAAGUGUGCACAGAAUUACAAUCCGGCAGAUUUCAUACUUCAGACAGUAAACAGUAACGAAGAAGAUCUAAAACUGAUUUUAGAAAAGACAAAAUCGACGAAAGACAGAUUAAAGGACAAUCCAGAUAGUGGGGUGAACAAAGCUUUUGUCCCUGAUGAAGUACCCAAAAUUAAGUUUAGUUUAGGCUCAGAAGUUAAAAAGUCAGAACUAGAUUCCGGAAGGUACCGAUGGGUUGAUCCUGAAAUGGGAAUUGCCACACAACGUCAGAAGGACAACGAAAGGCACCGCACGGGACCAAAGUGGCCCUCUUCAUUCUGCACUCAGUACAGGCUGUUAACCUGGCGACAUUUUCAAUUAUCGAGGUCGUAUUUCUUGUCAAAGUUGGAACUGUUCCAGAUGAUAAUGUUCUCCUUGAUAGCAGGGGCACUGUGGUUUCAAAUAGACAGGACUGACGUCACGGUCAGGGACACUUUAGGUUUGAUGAAUAAUUGGGACCUCCGUGGCCAAGAGGGUUACCACGCCAGCACGGCGCAAUGUCCCAAUGUCCCAGGACCUUCUCAUCAAUGCGGUCAUUUUCCUGCGGAAAUGCCAGUUAUCAACAAAGAACGAGCCGCCGGCAUGUAUCGGUUAUCCGCCUAUAUCUUGGCAAAAAUGACCAGUGAACUCCCCUUGGUGAUAACCUUCCCUACCGUGUGUUAUCCCAUUAUUUACUGGAUGGCAGGGUUGAACUCUGAUGUAUCAACGUUUUUCGGAAGCCUUGGAGUUACGUUGAUAUGUGCAAUGGUAGGACAGAGUGCUGGCUUUUUGAUUGGAGCAGCCUUCAAUCGGGUUGAUUUUGCUUUGACAGCCGCAAGUCUUUACUUCCUGACAUGUCUGUUACUCGGUGGAUUCUUUACCCGUACUAUGCCGUUUUGGUUAGAGUGGUCCAGAUUUCUGUCAGUGCAUUAUUACGCUUACAGAGCCUUCGUCAUUCUGGAGUUCACCGAUGGUUACCCAAUCCGGUGUGUGAGCACAGACACUUCUCCUUUGAGUGCAUGUGACAGAUUGCUGACGAAUGGGACUUUCCUUAACGAAACUGCAAUUAUUCAGUCAGCAGCAGUGUUACAUGACGAAGAAACAACUGUUACUGCAUUGUUCAUCAUGCCAGUCCACCUUGCAGUGAAUGAGUGA